AACUUCUCUUUUGGGGAUAUAUCUAUGUAUAACAUACAUUUAUAGAUUAGGAUGUCAUACAGGCCGCAGAUACAAGGAAGUAACAUGAGAGGGUAUUGUUAACAUUUGUCACUCAUGACACCGAUAUGACAAGUGGUUGCCGGGCUUACAUCGACCGGCGCACGUUAGGACACCGAGGCGGACGUUGUAGUAUUUUUUUUGUUCAACGGCUGUCGUCAAACAUGUCUGUGUUAGAUUCAUUGGAUUUCAUAUCAGCUUUUAUUGCUUUUAUUGUGUUGAUUUUCAGUGUUAAAUGGCUAAUGAAACGACGGAACCUUCCCCCAGGACCCUACGGUUGGCCCUUGUUCGGAAGUAUAAUGUUAAUGAAGACUGGGACACCAACAGACGUCUUCAGGAAACUUCGUCAGAAAUAUGGGGAUGUGUUCAGCAUCAAACUUGGCACUUUAACAGUAGUUGUCAUCAACGGGUACGAGAAUCUCAAAGAAGCAUUUGUUAAACGAGCAGACGACUUCUCCGAUAGGCCAGAAACCUACGUCAUCGUGGAACUCUCUAAAGAAAAGGGUUUAAUGGCAAGCUCAGGAGAACUAUGGAAACAGAACAGAACAUUCGUGCUCAAAGCAUUGCGAGAAUUUGGAUUUGGAAAGAAAUCUUUAGAAACUAAGAUUCACGAGGAGGUUGACGUUUUUAUUAAAUAUGUCAUGGAAACAGGCGGUCAACCAUUUGAUAUCAACAGGAUCAUCCAUGUGAGUGUAUCGAAUGUGAUCUGCAGCAUAGUAUUUGGUGAAAGAUUUGAUCAUAAUGAUGCGAGAUUUGUGAAAUUAGUGUCCCUGUUAGAUGAAGCCGCGACGAUAAACAAACCGACUGGAUUAAUCAGCUGUUUCCCAGCACUACGACACUUACCAGGCGACAUGUUCAAGAUAAAAAGAUUCAAAAAGGUGUUCAGCGAAUUCUUGGAACAUUUUUCAGAACAGGUACAAAUGCAUCGUGAUUCUUUCCACGAAAACGAAACGAGGGAUUUUAUAGACGCCUUCAUUCAAGAACAAAAAAGUCGGGGACGGGAUACACAAGUGUUCACAGAUGACAACUUGUUGAUAACACUGUUGCAUCUGUUUGCUGCUGGAACUGAGACCGUCGCCACUGGCGUCAGAUACAGCGUCCUUUACCUUCUCCACAACCCUGACAUACAGGAGAAAAUGUUCACGGAAAUCAACACUGUUGUUGGCCAAUCCCGACCUGUGACAGGCGCGGACCGAUCCAACAUGCCCUACUCUGAAGCGAUGCUGACCGAGGUUCUUCGCUGCGCCAAUAUAGUCCCGCUUUCCGUCCAGCACGGAGCAAAGAAAGAUAUUGCAUAUAAAGGAUUUGUCAUUCCCAAAGAUGCCAUGAUCAUCCCAAACCUGGAUUCUGUUUUGGGAGAUCCGACAGUAUUCCCAGAACCGGAAAAGUUUGACCCAUCUCGAUUUCUUGAUGCUGAAGGAGCGGUGAUAAAUGACAAGAAAAUGAUAGCGUUUUCCAUAGGUAGACGGGUGUGCCUUGGAGAAUCCCUUGCCAAGCUGGAGUUAUUCUUAUUUGUCACAUCACUUGUUCAGAAAUUUGACCUUCGGCUUGAGCACAGUGGCGUGCUCCCCUCAUUGGAGGGACGAUUUGGACUCACUCGCAGUCCAAUGCCGUAUCGAUUCCGUGCUGUACCACGCAGUUAGGCAGCACGAACCGCUAAAUAUCUACACUUCAUUUACUUACACCAAAUCUGGUGAUUAUCGCAUGGCUCAUUCUUAUAUAUUGAUUUGAUAAAACGGAUGACAUGGUCAAUCCAAUUAUUUAUAGUCGAAAGGAAAGUUUGUAAUAUUUUGUGACUUCUUCCAAUACAAGAUCGGUUAGAUGGAAGGUACGGAAUAGGUAGAGUAAUGCAGAGUAAUGUAAUGAAACGAAGGGAAGUAACUUGAUAAAUCAGAUCCUUCAACACCAGGAACAGUUGUCAUUGCUCAGUUAUCCAGGAGUAUCACAAUAUAUUAAUUAUAUACAUCACAUAAGAGAAUAUGUUCCAUUUUUAUGUUUUAUUGCACAAGUCCCUUAAUAUUCUUAAGUCAUUUAUAAAAAGAAGAAGAAAAAAAUGUAAUGUACUGUAACGCUGGCGACCCAUCAUUCCUGUAUUUAUGUUAAUACAUACACAUUUACAGUGUAAUUGGUUCUUUUUGUGGUGCAAAUGUGUAGAAUCACGUAACCUUCCUCGUGCACC
Messenger RNA from Pecten maximus, 2236 nucleotides. Its product is annotated as cytochrome P450 2J6-like. Gene Ontology annotation, biological process: xenobiotic metabolic process. The record is from RefSeq and is a predicted model, not a curated record. Bases 126 to 1700 code for a protein of 524 amino acids. Gene Ontology annotation, molecular function: iron ion binding; oxidoreductase activity, acting on paired donors, with incorporation or reduction of molecular oxygen, reduced flavin or flavoprotein as one donor, and incorporation of one atom of oxygen; heme binding. Gene Ontology annotation, cellular component: cytoplasm; intracellular membrane-bounded organelle. NCBI's taxonomy places the organism in Eukaryota, Metazoa, Mollusca, Bivalvia, Pectinida, Pectinidae. The transcript has 4 exons.